CCCGAAUUUUAUCGGCUCCCAGCAAGUACAGCAGCCGAGCAGCGCCCCCGGCCCUCGGCCGCCUAUAAAAUCCCGGGGCCGGACUCCGAGCUCACAGACUCGGACGACACAGCUGGACACACACUGGGCAACCCAGCGCGGCCAACAACACCUAUAGAAAUAUCCAAGCUACCACCACAGAGCGAGCACAAAGGUCUCUAGCUAGCAACCAUAUUGAAAGGCGAUUGAUCGGAGUGAGCAUUAGUCUACUACGCACAGGAUCUUCUUGCUGUUUCUGCGGCUUUAGAGUGUGAUCUCUUGUUGGGUCUGUUGGGUAGCUGGAAGAUGGGCUGCGAGGAGGAUGAGAGGCUGCUGUUCCCGUCCUUCGCCUUCCCGGCGGAGAGCUUCGCGGAGGCCGCCACCCCCGGCUCCGGUGGUGAGCAGAAGAAGGCGCGGCAGCGGCGGAGGCGGAAGCCGCGGCCGGUGGGGGAGGGAGAGGGCGGGGACGAGCAGGCCAAGAAGCGGCGGCUGAGCGACGAGCAGGCGCGGCAGCUGGAGAUCAACUUCCGGAAGGAGCGGAAGCUAGAGACGCCCCGCAAGGUGCAGCUGGCCGCCGAGCUCGGCCUCGACGCCAAGCAGGUGGCCGUCUGGUUCCAGAACCGCCGCGCCCGCCACAAGAGCAAGCUCAUGGAGGAGGAGUUCUCCAAACUCCGCGCCGCCCACGACGCCGUCGUCCUCCAGAACUGCCACCUCGAGACCGAGCUGCUGAAGAUGAAGGACAGGCUAGCGGAGUCGGAGGAGGAGAAGCGGAAGCUCAUCGCGGCGGCCGCGGCGGCGGCGGCGGCGGCAGCUGGCGGCGCGGGCGCGGGCAGCAGCAGCCCGAGCUCGUCGUCGUUCUCGACGGUGACGCACCACCCGGCGGCGCUGGUGGGGCAGUUCGGGGUGGAGGCGGAGGAGGCCGCCGACCUCACCUACAUGAGCGAGUACGCGUACAACAGCUACAUGAACAUGAUGGACCUCGCGCCCAACUACUUCGGCAGCAGCGUCUACGAUCAGUUCAACUGAGCGUGCAGGAGGUCAGGAAGGGAUUAACUGGAGCUCAGGCAAUCGGCUAGCUAUUUUCGUGUUGAUGAAUCGAUCGAUUUGCAGGGCUCGUAGCAGCAGUAGUAGCAACCAAGUCAGUAGUAGUCGCUGGUAUAAUUAGUAGUAUGUUCUAUCGUCCUGACGAGAAUUAAGUAUAUUCAGUAACUUUGUUGAGCCAUGUAGGUAAGGUUAGUAACUGGCAAUCUAUGUGAAUUUGUGGAUUAUCAUGCAAGUGCUUAUCAUGGACUAGUGAUCUCUGUGAUGUAAUAUUGGGGGUAAUCGCAAUCAGAAGAUGCUUUGUACA
Messenger RNA from Setaria italica (foxtail millet), 1366 nucleotides. RefSeq names its product homeobox-leucine zipper protein HOX12. The record is from RefSeq and is a predicted model, not a curated record. Gene Ontology annotation, cellular component: nucleus. Gene Ontology annotation, molecular function: DNA-binding transcription factor activity, RNA polymerase II-specific; sequence-specific DNA binding. Lineage: Eukaryota; Viridiplantae; Streptophyta; Magnoliopsida; Poales; Poaceae. Gene Ontology annotation, biological process: positive regulation of DNA-templated transcription. The transcript has 3 exons. Bases 325 to 1044 code for a protein of 239 amino acids.